Molecule: messenger RNA, 1671 nt
Organism: Caenorhabditis remanei
Lineage: Eukaryota; Metazoa; Nematoda; Chromadorea; Rhabditida; Rhabditidae
Exons: 6
Coding region: 1-1671 (556 amino acids)
Biological process (GO): transmembrane transport
Cellular component (GO): membrane
Molecular function (GO): transmembrane transporter activity
Source: RefSeq, a predicted model, not a curated record
AUGGAUUACCCUUACCCUGAGAAGAAGGUGGAAGUGAGGAAGCAAACGGCUCAACGACCGUUUCUCAGAGCGAGAGAUACACCUCCGCUCGCAAUUGCUCUUCUUUAUGGAUUCCAGCAAGUGAUGGUCUGCGUCUCCGCAUUGCUUACAGUACCCAUCAUUAUGGCUGAUUCGUUGUGUCCAGGAGAGGAUAUUGCCAAACUCCGCCAAGUACUCAUCAGCUCCACAUUUGUCAGCAGUGGAAUUUCAACAAUCAUCCAGACACUCUUCGGAAUGAGGCUAGCUCUUCUCCAAGGAACAGCCUUCGCUUACGUCCCAUCAGUCCAAGGAUUCAUGAGCCUUCCCGAAAAUCUAUGCAAUGCCACCGAGCACGACCACGUGGAUCCCUCUGUAUACUAUGCAAAACUGUGCAUUCUUCAAGGAUGUCUGAUGGCGUCAUCUCUGAUUCCAAUGUUCAUCGGAUGUACUGGACUAGUUGGAAUGCUCACAAAGUUUAUUGGACCAUUGACAGUAUCUCCACUGAUGCUCCUUCUGGCUUUCAGUCAAACUGAUUUGAUGGUCACCCAUAUCAGCAAGCACUGGGUUGCUAUUGUUCAAGCGGUCACUCUAUUCGCCACAAUUCUCUACCUUGCUGAAGUGAAAGUCCCAGUUCCUGGAAUCAAAGAUCGCAAAUUCCAUUGGUACAAAGUGAAUAUAUUCGGACAAUAUCCAUACCUCAUCGCCAUCUGCACCUCCUGGUUGUUCUGCAUCGUUCUCACUGUUUUCGAUUUGACUCCACCAGGGAGUGCUGCUCGUGUCGACAAGAACAUCUCCCUUCAAGUCAUCGAAAGUGCUUCUUGGCUCGAAGUACCGUACCCAGGGAAAUUCGGAGCUCCACAAUUCAACCUUGGCCUCUUCUUGCUCUUUUGUCUUUCCGCCAUGACAUCAGUAUUCGAAUCUGUUGGUGAUUAUCAUGCAGCUGCCAGAGUCUCAGAAGAGCGUCCACCACCAAGUCAUGCUAUCAACAGAGGAAUUCUCGCAGAAGGAAUCGGAUCCUUGAUCUCAGGACUUCUUGGUCCAGGUGUUGGAAUGACCACUCACACCGAAAACAUCGGAGUGAUUGGAGUAACUCGAGUGGCAUCCAGAUGGACGAUGGUUAUGGCUGGCCUCUUCCUCAUCGUUCUCGGACUUCUCACCAAGAUCGGAGCCCUUCUCUCCACCAUUCCUGAUCCUCUUGUCGGUGGAGUUCUCGCUUCUUCAAUGGCAAUGGUAGUCGGAGUUGCAGUUUCAAAUCUUCAAACAGUCGACAUGGCUCUUUCUCGUAAUAUGGGUGUCUUCGGAUUCUCGAUGAUGUUUGGUAUGAUCGUGCCAAAGUAUUUCACAAAGUUCCCAGUGGCAACAGGAUGGUCAUGGGCCAAUGAUAUUCUCAAUGUGUUGCUCCAGAUGCCAAUGUUCGUUGGAGCGCUGUGUGCUUGUAUCCUGGAUAACACUAUCGGAGGUGCAACACGAGAACAGCGAGGCCUCCGACCACGAGGAGAAAUCUACGAAGGCGGAAUCGACGAGUGCACCUACAGCUAUCCGAAAUGGGUGAUGAACAUCUUGAACCGUAUUCCUGGAGUUCAAUACAUCCCGUGUAUGCCAAAAGAAAAGAAGGGAACGAAUCGUGUGAGCGGAGAGGAGAUUCGUCUUUAA